GUUACUCACCAACCCAAACCCAACACCAACCAACACCCAACAGAGUUUGAAGUGGUGGGAGUCUGGGCGGGCCGUGUCGGUUAAUCAUGCAAAGAUGAUUUUAAGCGCCCCCAUAUUUAGUUUUCUUCUCUGCGGCUUCUUUUUGUUAAAUUCUGUCUUGGCAGAUUAUACCUACUAUGAAUGCAACCAACCUCUACUAUCUAGAGCAAAGCUCACAGCAACUUCUUCGAUGCGGGAAAGAGGGCCUGAAAAAGCCAAGCUGAACAGCGAGCACGCAUGGGUUCCUGAGGAUGACACCUACUACCAUUAUCUGACAUUCGAGUUCUCAGACCGAAUGGAAGUCCACGCCAUUGGAACUAAAGGACAACAUGCAACAGAAAAUUUUGUCACGGAGUACAGUCUCCAAUACAGUGAUGACAACCAAGCCUGGCGGAAUAUCAUUAGCUCUGUUGGAGAGACAGAGAUGUUCAAAGGCAAUCGGGAUACAGAUACCAUUAGACGUAAUUCAUUUGACAUUCCCAUAAUUGCCCAAUGGAUCAGAAUCAAUCCAACAAGAUGGAACAACCGCAUUUCAAUGAGGGUUGAACUGUAUGGAUGUGAAUAUGAGUCAGAUGUUUUAUCUUUUAAUGGUACUUCACUUGUCACAUGGGACUUGCAGCGGGACCCAUUGUCAGCUAUUAAAGAAUCAAUUCGGUUCCGCUUUAAAACCAAUCAAGCUAAUGGAGUUGUGAUGUACAGCCGUGGCACUCAAAAUGAUUAUUUUGCAAUGCAGAUGAGGGAGAACCGUAUGCUGCUCAAUAUUAACCUCGGUUCUGGAUUAAUGACUAGCUUAUCUGUUGGCUCCCUUCUUGAUGACAAUAUCUGGCAUGAUGUUGUUUACUCUCGGUACAAAAGAGAUAUUGUUUUUUCUGUUGACCGAGUUGCUAUCAGAAGCAAAGUUAAAGGAGAGUUUCUGCGUCUUGAUUUAAACCAAGUUUUCUAUAUUGGCGGUAUACCCAACAAGCAAGAAGGACUUAUGGUUAACCAAAACUUUACGGGUUGUAUUGAAAACUUAUAUAUGAACUCAACAAACCUUGGACAUGAAAUGAAAGUUGAAAGGGAAUAUAGUUACAGCUACUCUGCACCUCGCUACUAUUCUCAGCAUGUAUUAUUUAGUUGCAUUGAAAGACCCAUAGUACCAGUUACUUUUCUGACUACUACAUCUUAUGCAAAGCUCACUGGGUAUGAGGGUGUUCAGUCAUUGAAUGCAACCUUUUCCUUUAGGACGUAUGAGCCUGAUGGUCUUUUACUAUACCAUGCCUUCACGGCUGGAGGAUUUGUAAAGUUAUUCCUCGAAUAUGGAAAAGUUAAAGUACAAAUUGAAACUAAUGGUAACCCACGGGCUACUCUUGAUAACUAUGAUGUUCAAUUUAACGAUGGACGUUGGCAUGAUGUUGUCUUAACAGUCUUGAGAGAUCUAUUAAUCCUUAGCAUUGACAAUCAGCCAAUGCGAACGUCUAGGCUCUUAAGAAUGGCUACUGGUCUUCACUAUUUUAUUGGUGGGGGUGUAUAUGGAACUCCAGGUUUUGUUGGAUGCAUGCGCAAAAUAAGCAUAGAUGGAAAUUAUAAGCUUCCAACUGAUUGGAAAGAAGAGGAGUACUGUUGCAAGAAUGAAGUGGUGUUUGAUGCUUGUCAGAUGAUAGAUCGUUGCAAUCCUAAUCCAUGUAAACAUAAUGGAUUUUGCCGGCAAGAUUCUCAUGAAUUUUUCUGUGAAUGUGCUGGUACUGGGUACACCGGUGCUGUUUGUCACACCUCUUUAAAUCCACUGUCGUGUGUGGCAUAUAAGAACACUAACCCGGUCGGCCAAACAGCAGACAUAAAUAUUGAUGUAGAUGGAAGUGGUCCUUUGGCACCUUUUCCCGUCACAUGUGAAUUUUAUGCUGAUGGACGAAUAUUGACUGUUGUCAAGCACAACAAUGAAAAUCCUACUUCAGUUGAUGGCUUUCAAGAACCUGGCAGUUAUGUCCACAAUGUAAUCUAUGAUGCAGAAAUGACUCAAAUUGAAGCACUCAUUAAUAGAUCCAGCACUUGUCGGCAAAGAUUACACUACGCCUGCAAAAAUUCUAAGCUUUUGAAUUCUCCUUCACUGCCUAACAUGCCAUUCCGACCAUUUUCCUGGUGGGUUUCCCGCUCAAAUCAAAGGAUGGAUUAUUGGGGUGGUGCUCUGCCUGGUUCUCGUAAAUGUGAAUGUGGAGUUUUGGGCACAUGCCGGGAUCCUACAAAGUGGUGUAACUGUGAUGGAAUUCGACUUAACAGUGCUGGUCAACAUGAAGAUUGGUCAGAGGAUGGAGGAUUCCUUACUCAGAAGGAGUACCUUCCUGUAAAGCAGUUACGCAUUGGAGAUACUGGCAAUCCUGUUGAUGAUAAGGAAGGGCGUUUUACUUUAGGUCCCCUGUAUUGUGAAGGAGAUGACUUGUUCAGCAAUGUUGUUACUUUCCGAAUUGUUGAUGCUACAAUUGACUUGCCCACGUUUGACAUUGGUCACAGUGGUGAUAUCUACUUUGAAUUCAAGACUACUAUUGAGAAUGCUGUGAUAUUGCACAGCAAGGGUCCCACAGACUACAUUAAAAUUUCUAUAAUAGGUGGAAACAAAUUACAAUUUCAAUAUCAGGCAGGUGGAGGUCCCCUAGGUGUGAGCGUUGAAACAGCCUACAAAUUAGUGGACAACCGGUGGCACUCAAUUUCUGUUGAACGCAACAGGAAGGAGGCUCGCAUUGUUGUUGAUGGCGCUCUGAAAGCCGAAGUCAGAGAGCCACCAGGCCCUGUGCGUGCCCUUCAUCUUACUUCACCCUUAGUUCUUGGAGCAUCUGUUGAUUAUCGGGAUGGUUUUGUUGGCUGCAUUAGAGCUAUGUUACUCAAUGGUCAACUCCAGGAUUUGAGGAGGGUUGCCCAAUUUGGAUUGUAUGGCGUCAGCCCUGGCUGUGUUGGUAAAUGUGAGAGCAAUCCAUGCUUAAACAAUGGAACAUGUACUGAGCGGUAUGAUGGAUAUCAUUGUGACUGCCGUUGGACAGCUUUCAAAGGACCCAUUUGUGCUGAUGAAAUUGGUGUCACCAUGCGGAAAAGUUCGAUGAUAAAGUACGAUUUCAUGGGUAGCUGGCGCUCAACAAUCUCAGAACGCAUUCGUGUUGGUUUCACCACAACAAACCCGAAAGGAUUUCUGCUUGGCUUUGCCUCUAAUAUUACAGGAGAAUAUUUGACCAUCAUGGUAUCAAACAGCGGUGUUUUACGUGUUGUAUUUGACUUUGGUUUUGAAAGGCAGGAACGUUUCUUUGAGGGGAAGCAUUUAGGGCUUGGACAAUACCAUGAUGUGCGAAUCAGUAGAAAGAAUGGUGGUUCAACUCUUGUGAUGCAGGUUGACAAUGAAAUUAAAGAAUUUAACUUCUCAGUCAAGGGAUCUGCUGAUGCCCAAUUUAAUAAUAUUCAGUACUUGUACAUUGGUCGCAACGAGUCAAUGAAUGAAGGCUUUGUUGGAUGCAUAUCUCGAGUCGAAUUUGAUGAUAUUUACCCUCUCAAGCUGCUUUUCCAAGAAAGGGGGCCAGGGAAUGUCAGGUCUCUUGGACCACCUGAUAGCACGCCCGAAGAUUAUUGUGGAGUUGAACCAGUUACCCACCCGCCUUACAUCCCAGAAAUAAGACCGCCUCCUCUAUUAGAUGAUGAUAAAGUUCGGAAAGCAUAUACUAGAACAGAUUCAGCAAUAUUAGGUGGUGUAUUAGCUAUUAUAUUUAUUGCUCUUGUAAUCAUGGCAAUUAUACUGGGUCGAUUCUUGGCAAGACACAAAGGAGAGUAUCUAACCCAAGAAGACAAAGGUGCACAUUACGCUAAUGACCCAGAUUCUGCAGUUGUCCAAGGAGAAAGAGGACACCAGGUGACAAAACGGAAGGAGUGGUUCAUUUAAAUAUCCUAUGCACUAGUAGUUGGAAACUCCUUCCACCUCUAUUAUCAAAUUGACUCCAUGUACCCCUCAUGUGAGUGUUUUUCUUAAGUUACCUUUCUGUUUAUUUUAUAGAGAGCAUUUGAACUCAUAGUAAAAGUGGUAAAAAAUAUUCAAAAUUUUUUAAAAAUUAUGUUUUAAAUGAUAUUUUUUUUUCUUUUUGUCUUCUUUGGAAAGCAAGUCCCCUUGUUUAAUUCUGUGGGACUUUGAAAAUAUUGUGAUGUUAGGGUCAUUAGACUUUAAUCCCCAGUUAUCAUCAAUGCAAGAUUUCUGCGUAAUGCAUUUCAAAGUACACUGUAUUUAUUCAACAAUUCCAAGCCGCACCUCAAAUUUUGCCAGGGUGUCAUGGGAAAAAAUCCCUCAAGACCCCUGUCAAAAAGAACUCAAUUCUAAGCCAAACCCCAACUUUAGGGUUUUUGAAAUCUAUAAAAGGGUUGCAGCUUAGAAUUGAAUAAACACAGUAUUCUAUUCCCAACAAUGAAGCUUUCUAAACUAGUCUUUUACAAUCUUUUAAGCUCAGUUGUGAUGGAUCUGAGCUGGCUACCUAACAAGGUUGGUUGCUUCUCUCAAAAUUUAAAUAUCUUCAUGCUGUUGAACCCUGACACUUACUAAAGUUUGCAGGUUUGUUUUCAUAAAUGUCUUCACUCCAAGUGUUCAUUUAUUGUUCUAUAUGUUCCCUUAGGAUAAAACAAUGCACCAGUGCAUUUCUAUAGAUUGAAUAUUUAAAAUAUUUUCUGCACUUCACUGUGUCUUCCCAGAAUGCUUGAGGAUUAGAGUUUGUUUAUGAAUCAAGAAUCUUUAACACAAAGAUCUGGAUUCACAUUCUAGGUUUAAUUUGUUAACGUUGAAGAAAAAUCUAAAUGCCAUUUAUGUUAUUUUUUUUGCAGUUUCUUGUACAUACAGUUUAUCAUUUUUUAGUUCUUUUGAAUUGCUGUUUGAGGCAUUACAACUGCCAUAGUAGGUCAAGUUAUGAUUCUCAAAAGAAGAUUUUUCACUAAUCAACUGUAAACAGGACAAUGCACCAUUUCAUUACCAGAAGGAAUUACUUGUUCCCCUGACUCAGACUUGCCAUGAAAUAUGUUGGCCUAAAUGUCCUUAUUGUCUCUCCUAUAUUUUGUUUUCCUUUUUAAAAUUGAAUCUAGUGUAAUAGUACAUAAUAGUACAUGGCCCCUACUUAUUGUCAAACAACUCCUUCAACACUUUGUAAUUUUAUACAUUUAUAUUAAACUUGUAUGGGUUCCUCACUUAUAUUUUAUAAUAUCACUUUGUAAUGUUCAUCAAUUUUUUUUGAAUUUUUUGGUAGUUUUUGAUGGUUGUUUUCCUGAGAUUGCCAUGUAUUUAUUAUUGGUUACUUUUGAUGUCAUUUUUCAGAAUGAAGGUUGACUAAAAUUGUGAUUUUUAGCCAGAAGCAGUCCAUUCCAUAUUGUUGCUCGUAUUGGCAUUUAGUCCAUCACAAUAUUCAAGUCGAAAGAAGUGGAGGGAGUAGUGGUCAACCAGAUAUUCGGAGAUAAGUAGACUUGAUUAGUUCCGUCCAUUACCGUUUAGUAUUCACUUAAGACUUGAUAUUAAGAUUUCAUAUAUCAUUUGUCUUUUAUGUUGCCAACGGCAGAGUGUAUUUUUAUUUUUUAAACUUAUUCUUUCUAAAUGAUUGUUUGACAUGGAUAUUGAUAUCAUGCAUGUAAUUCACAGGAUGUGUGCAAAGAGAAUGUAAUGAUUAUAUUCCCUUUCAUUUUUUUAAUUCAUUGAUACAAUGAUCCAUUGUUUAAUUUCAAGUGUUUCUUAAGCGUCAGAGAUUUUUAUUUCACUUCAUUUAUUAAUUAUUAGGUCCCAUUUCUAUUAUGAGAUUAGGCUUAAAGCUACUUUUAAGAACUGUUGGAUCUGUUUAUUUUUUAGUAUCCAUACUUUGUAAAUACUCAUACCAAAUCAUUAUGAUAUUUUGAUAGACAUGGCAUGUUGUUGGCCUACACCACUUUUUCCCGACAGUGAUCUCAUAAAAGUAUGGAAGUAAGUGAGAACACUAAAAAUUGUUUGGUAUUUCUAUAUUGACUUUGCUGGUAUCACAGUAUUUUGUCCUGGAGUUAUAAUAAAAUUGUGGAGUUAUAACAGCUUCAAACUUCUUUA
Molecule: messenger RNA, 6091 nt
Organism: Frankliniella occidentalis (western flower thrips)
Lineage: Eukaryota; Metazoa; Arthropoda; Insecta; Thysanoptera; Thripidae
Gene: Nrx-IV
Product: neurexin-4
Exons: 21
Coding region: 95-3934 (1279 amino acids)
Source: RefSeq, a predicted model, not a curated record